AUGGCAACUGCAGUGCAAUAUCUAGCACUAGCUGCUUAUCAUUUCCGGACGAAUGUGAGCCGACCUGGUUUCGGUCAUGUUUUCAUCGAAUCAGCCAACCAUCAUCGCUCAAACUGCAAGAGACUAAUUGAUUAUCUAACUAUGAGAGGUCAAAACGUCGUAGAUGUCAAUACGUUGUUACAACUUAGCUAUACGCCGACGCAAACAGAAUGGACGAAUGUAGCGGAAGCUUUAAAAUUCGCUUUGCAACUUGAAGGUGUUGUUACUGAUCGUUUCCGUAAUGUGAUUGGUGUUUGUGAGGAUCAAUCCUUCAAUGAUUAUAAUUUGAACAACUGGUUGACUAAGGAGUUCUUGUACACACAAUAUGAUGAUAUGAAGUGGUACGCCGAUACAACUUCGUCUCUAUUGAAGGUGUUUGUCACCAAUGGAUAUUACGGAGAGUUCCAACUUGAUGUUGGAUUUGAAGAUGAAUAUUGUGAUUAA
Molecule: messenger RNA, 483 nt
Organism: Dalotia coriaria
Lineage: Eukaryota; Metazoa; Arthropoda; Insecta; Coleoptera; Staphylinidae
Product: ferritin heavy chain-like
Exons: 3
Coding region: 1-483 (160 amino acids)
Biological process (GO): iron ion transport; intracellular iron ion homeostasis
Cellular component (GO): cytoplasm
Molecular function (GO): ferrous iron binding; ferric iron binding
Source: RefSeq, a predicted model, not a curated record